CUCGGCUCGUAAUUUUACCAACUUACCCUUAGUUUCACCAAGGAAAGGCCACGUAUACCUCAGGAGAUAUUCGUAAUUUCGAUUUCAUCGCCGAUGAUGCAACGAAACAAAGGCCUUGGUUUGGUUCCGCUGCGAUCGAUCCCGUCCUCUCAUGGCAACCACGUUGCUUAGUUUCAGACGUUCGAGCUCUUUACGUACUCUUCGAAACGAUCUAAUCCUCCUCAAUCCCUCUGGUUUUUGAUUCUGAGGUGCACCUUCAAUUAAUUAUUUGAGAGCUGAAUAAUUGUAGCAUUUAUGUGCUACAGCUUAUCAUUACUCCACUGUGUAUUUUAGUUUUACAUAACACUUUCGAGAGCUGAGGGAAUGUCAGCACCUGGGAAGUUUGAUUAUUCUUCCGGUGCGCCUCUAUACAGAUCUAACUUUGCCGCACAGAUGGAAAGAUCAAGUAGCUUUCCUGAACGUCCUGUCCCAGCAUCUCAUCCAAACAUGUUGAGGGGCACUUCACCUCUAGCGCAAACCGAUGUAACAAAUUUCUUCCAGUGUUUGCGUUUUGAUCCUAAGGUGGUUGCCGCUGAUCACAAGUCUAUUCGUCAAGGUGACUUUAAGCGGCAUGUUAAUUUUGCUCUUGGAAUACAAGGAGACGAGACUGCAUUGAAAGGGAAGUUAAUUCCAGAAGAGAUCAAAAGACUAAAGGCUAGUCUGCGCGAAAACAAUGUCAAGGCCAGGGAGCGGGUAAAAAUUUUCAACGAAGCUUCUUCUGUAUUUAACAAGUUUUUCCCAAGUGUUCCUACAAAGAAGAGGUCUCGACCAGAAGGUUUUUCUGGUGAUCGCUUGGCAUCAGGAUCAGGGCUAAGCAAAAUGGGCAUUCAAGGUCAGAUCCUGGCUGGUGGUUUUGAGCUUGACCAGCAAAUGUUGGAUGAACGACCUAAAAGUGGUGUUCCAAAUAAGCGAACACGUACUUCCAUGAUGGAUGUUCGAAGCAAGUCUAUUGUUCGACAGUCAGCUGCUGCUGUAGACAGAGAUAAAGAAAUAAUGCGGAUGGCUAAUCAUAAUGCAGUUCAGGGUGAAGAACGAACUUCACUUGGUAUUGAUGGUUGGGAAAAGUCAAAGAUGAAGAAAAAACGCUCCUGUAUUAAAACGGACUGUCAUCCGAACCUGGCUUCAAGUAAAGUGGUUGAUGGUUAUCGAGACUUGAAGCAGAGCACUCAACAGAAGUCAAUGGGUGACUCCCGGACGAGAUUGAAUGGUGACUCGAACAUGUUAAGGCAAGUGGCUGGUAAUGGAGCUACUGAAUAUGGUAGAUCUGAUAACCUCUCUCAGCAGACAAGCUUGGCUGGGUAUUCACCACUGUCAAGGGGCGAUUCUGAUCAUAAUUAUUUGUACCUUGAGAAGAGAGAACGCUCCAUAGGUUCAGAUAAGGAAAGGGUGAAUCUAAGAGCUGUCAACAAGUCCAAUGUUCACGAUGAAUUCAAUUCCUCAAGUCUGGUUUCAAACACAAAACCAAAUGCUUCAGUUCACGGGCCUAGAACAGGAACAGGGCUACCUCCGAAACUGUCUCCAGGACUCCGUAACACUCCUCCGUCCCCAAGUGACUGGGAUAUCUCUGGCUGUACAAAUAAGCCUCCACCCGUGUCAGGGGUUACACAUCGGAAGCGUAUGACAUCUAAUCGGUCUUCGUCACCACCUAUCACUCAAUGGGCCAGUCAGAGACCGCAAAAGAUAUCCCGUACAGCAAGAAGGACGAGUUUAGUUCCCAUUGUUUCUAAUAAGGACGAGACCUACUUAGAUAAUAUAUCAGAUGCUGGUUGUAGUGACACUGGGUUUGAAUUCUAUAAACGCUCGCCAGCUGCUUCUCCUCAAUUGAAAAUAAGAGGUGAAAGCAGCUUCUCCACAGCAGCUUUGUCAGAGAGUGAAGAAUCUGGUCCCCCUGAGAUCAAGUCUAAAGACAAGGGGAAACAGUCUGAUGAGGUUGAUGGGAAAGCUGCACAUAAUAUUCCUAAAGUGUCUAUCCCUGCUUUACAAUCAAGAAAAGGUAACAAGCGUGCUUCUGGUGAAGAGAUUGGGGAUGGUGUGAGAAGGCAAGGAAGGACGGGCCGUGGCGGCUUUUCUUCCACAAGAUCUCUCAACCCAGUGGGAGUAGAGAAACUUAAGAAUGUUGGAACAACGAAACAGCUUCGCAGUGCAAGAACUAUAUUGGACAAGAGUGAAAGUAAGGUGGGCCGUCCACCCACUAGGAAACUAUCUGAUCGCAAGGCUUACAGUCGUCAGAGAGCUACGGCAACAAAUGCUUCACCACUAGAUUUUCAUGCCGGUUCAGAUGAUGGUCAUGAGGAGCUACAAGCGGCUGUUAACUCAGCCGUAAAUUUUGCUCAGAAUUUUCCCAACUCUUUCUGGAAGCAAAUGGACCGCUACUUUUGCUUUAUAUCCGACGAUCAUAUUAACUUUAUGAAGCACCAGGGAGAACUCUUCUCCAUGGGUCCUUCACCUGUGCUGACACCCCCUGACUUUGAUAGCCGUGAUUUAUAUCCUGAGGAACUUGCAACUCGCAGUGUCGAUUCUAAGGCUUCUCCACUAUACCAUAGAUUGCUAUCAGCUUUGAUUUCUGAGGACUCGAUGAGUGUUAAUGAAGAUCUCCAAGUUGAUGAGUUUGGGGCCAUGCAUGAUCUUGAUGACCACUCAGAAUUCAGUGUUCUGAUGAAUAAUGGGUUUACAAACCAUGAAUGGCUGGAACAUGAUGAAUCAGAGGAUGCAAUUCUGUUCAAGGGCGUUAAUAACUCAGCCUACCACUGCAAUGACAAAUUUUCAGAUCAUGCACCCAUUGACUUCUCAAACAUUCCUUAUGAUAAAUUGGGGAUAGAUGAAAAGAUUCAUCUGGAAGCUCAGUCUAUUGGACUAUCCUUAGAACCAAUGCCUAGUAUCUCAAACGUGGAGGAUGAAGGAAUCGUUGACGAAAUAAAAAAGUUGGAGGAGGCUAUCUGCAAGGAGGGUUCUAAGAAGAAAGAGAUGGUUGAUAGGCUAUUAAAGCCUGCCUUAGAGAUGAGAGAAACUCAAGAGAAGUAUGAAUUUUCCCUUACUCUGCGUUUUGUGCUCGCCUUUGUGAAUAUGGAUUAUGAUCUGUGCUUCUUUCCUUUACAUAGGGAGUUAGAUCAGCUUGGUUAUGAUAUACUCAUCGAGAUGGCAUAUGAGAAAAGCAAGGCAAGUCGGCGUCAUCACACCGUUGCUGGAAAAAACUCCGCUAACAAGAUAUCAAAGCAGGCUGCAUCGGCUUUUGUUAAAAGGACGCUUGAACGAUGCCGUCAAUUCGAAGAGACGGGCAAAAGCUGCUUCAGUGAGCCUGAAACUAAGGAUAUGUUCAUCGCCAGGUUGGCAACAGCUCCUGCGGACAAGGAGGAUAAUCCGUCGACUUCAACACCCAUUGGCUCACAGCCAAGCUCUACUUCGUUGGCACGCGUUGGGCAGAACUUGGAGAACUAUGCCAAUUGUUCUGAUGCUGAAAAUGCUUUACGAGAGCAAACGAUAGGGAGAGAAGAUACAGUUUGGUCCAAUAGGGUCAAGAAGAGAGAGUUACUUCUUGAUGAUGUUGGUAUUAUUGGGACACAAUUCUCAAGUAGUACAAAGGGAAAGAGAAGUGAGAGGGAGAGAGAUGGGAAAGGUCAGGCUUCAUCUAGAAGCGGGACCAAUAAGAUCGGUCGGCCUUCCCUGUCCAGUACCAAUGGUGAAAGAAAACAGAAAGCAAAGCCGAAGCAGGAGACAAAUCAGAUAUCUUCAUUUGUUAGGAUUCCGGAGCAACCCAAAGCACCAUUACCUAACUCAAAUGAAGCAAACGGUGAGUAUGAUAAUUUGGAGGCACUGGAGGAUACAGAGCCCAUUCUAGACUUUUCUCAGCUACAAAUACCAGAUGGCUUAGGAGGUCCAGAGUUUGAUGCACAACCAGAUGAUAUUAGCUCAUGGUUUAACACGGACGAGGAAGAAGAUAUCGAUAUCUUGGAGCUUGGAGUGCCAAUGGAUGAUCUUGCAGGGCUGAAUAUAAAGUUUUGAGGUUACAUCUCACUCUUACUCCAUCUAUAUCUGUAUAGUCUUGUUGGUUAUACUAGUUUACAACUAAAGAAAACCAUAAAGGUAGAAGAAAAGUUUUGCUUCCUUGAAUGAGAUUAGGUCAUAUAGAUUCUUCAUCUUCUUAGGGCUUCGUUUUCUUCUUCUUAUAACUCUGUUGUAGUGAUAUAUACAAAUAUAUAUAUGGUCUUUUUCUUCUUUGCUCUUUGGUUUUUCUGUUGUUUUCAUAACCUCAGGACCAUUUUACCUUCUCUGUACAUAAUACAUUUUGUGCUUCUUACUAAAAUUCAGUUUCUCUUUCCAUUAA
Messenger RNA from Brassica napus (rape), 4360 nucleotides. RefSeq lists its product as uncharacterized. NCBI's taxonomy places the organism in Eukaryota, Viridiplantae, Streptophyta, Magnoliopsida, Brassicales, Brassicaceae. The transcript is spliced from 14 exons. Bases 364 to 4038 code for a protein of 1224 amino acids. The record is from RefSeq and is a predicted model, not a curated record.